AUGUUGGUCUGUUCAAAUUGUGUUGUUCGUUUAUCUCCAACACUAUGCAAAUAUUUAACUAUAUCAUCUCUAUCAAGACUAUCAUCUAAACCAUGGCUAGCAUUCAAUAAUGGCCUUGAAAAUUCCAUUCGAAGAAAAUUUUCUAACUCUUUACAAUCAAAAUUUGUUACCGUUAUUUCUUUUACACAUUCACGUUCAUUUCAUACAUCAAAUAAACGAGAUAAAAAAGAUUACUAUGACGUCUUAGGUGUACCAAAAACGGCAACUGCAAAAGAUAUCAAAAAAGCUUAUUAUCAACUCGCAAAACAAUACCAUCCCGAUACAACUGAGAAGAAAGAUUCGGCAACGACAAAAAAAUUUCAAGAAGUUUCAGAAGCUUAUGAAGUUUUGAGUGAUGAAACCAAGAAAAAAAAUUAUGAUACGUAUGGAAUGGGCGGCGAUCCAUUUAAUUCCGGUCAAGGUUCACAUCCCGGUGCUCGUGGUCAAUCAGGUGAUCCACGUCAAGGUGGUUUUCGUGGUUACGAAUCUUAUCAAUCUCAAGUAGAUCCCGAAGAAUUAUUUCGAAAAAUCUUUGGUGAUGCAUUUAAUCGAGGUGGAUUUAGUAGUCAUGAAUGGAUGAAUGAUGCUGAAGAAAAUUCUUUUAAUAAGCAAGGAAUUACGCAAUUGUCACUAGAUUUAACCUUCCAAGAAGCUGUUCGUGGUUGUAAUAAAGAUGUGAAUGUGCGUAUUAUUGAUACAUGUCCCACUUGUAAAGGUACACGUUGUGCAGCUGGUACUCAACCUCAAAAAUGUCGUACAUGUAAUGGAACUGGUAUGGAAACAAUUGAAACUGGUCCAUUUUUUAUGCGUGCUACUUGUCGGGCAUGUCAUGGUCGACGAGAAACAAUUUCAAAACCAUGUUAUGAAUGUUCGGGUAGAGGAAAAACAGCUCAAAAGAAAGUUACAACAAUACCAAUACCAGCCGGUGUGGAAGAUGGACAAACAAUGAGAGUUAAUUUAGGCACAUCUGAAAUCUUUAUUACAUUUCGAGUUAAAACAAGUGAAAAAUUUCGAAGAGAUAAAGAAGAUAUUCAUAGUGAAAUUAAUUUAUCCAUUGUACAAGCUAUGCUUGGCGGUGCAGUUAAAGUGCCGGGAAUACAUGAAGAUCAUGUUUUACAAAUUCCACCUGGUACCCAAUCGCAUCAACGUUUUCGUCUUAUUGGUAAAGGUAUUAAACGUCUUCAUAGUCCAGGAACAGGUGACCAUUAUGUUCAUGUGAAAAUAAAAGUUCCAACACGAUUAACACCUGAACAAAAAGCAUUGAUAUUAUCGUAUGCUGAAUUAGAUAAAGAUGUUGAUGGUACGGUGAACGGUUUAACACAAGCUAAAUCUGGAAAUCGUGUAAUCAAUGAAGAUGAUUAUCCAUUGUUAAAGUCUAUACGACAAGUAUUAUCGAAUUUACCACUCGGCAGUAAAAAAGUAGCUGAUAAAAUUGAAGAAAAUGAAACCGACACAAAACGUGAUUCAACAGCGAAGAAAAAGUCAAGCAACCAUUAG
Molecule: messenger RNA, 1536 nt
Organism: Rotaria socialis
Lineage: Eukaryota; Metazoa; Rotifera; Eurotatoria; Philodinida; Philodinidae
Source: the annotation of a GenBank genome assembly